This is a messenger RNA of Anopheles arabiensis, 2386 nucleotides long. RefSeq names its product hormone receptor 4-like. Gene Ontology annotation, molecular function: DNA-binding transcription factor activity, RNA polymerase II-specific; RNA polymerase II transcription regulatory region sequence-specific DNA binding. Bases 114 to 1904 code for a protein of 596 amino acids. Gene Ontology annotation, biological process: regulation of transcription by RNA polymerase II. Lineage: Eukaryota; Metazoa; Arthropoda; Insecta; Diptera; Culicidae. The transcript has 2 exons. The record is from RefSeq and is a predicted model, not a curated record.
CCGAUGCGACCGACCGGACGGGCCAGAAACGGUCACCAGACAUCGCACCAGCUGGACGCAGGGCCGUCUGAAUCCCGUACUAUACGCCCCAGGGAUUCUUCUGGUUCGCCGCGAUGAAGCGAAAGCAGCGCCGCUACAGGACGACGUUCAACUCGCUCCAGCUGCAGGAGCUCGAGCGUGCCUUCCAGCGGACGCACUACCCGGACGUGUUCUUUCGCGAGGAGCUGGCGGUGCGCAUCGAUCUCACCGAGGCGCGUGUCCAGGUCUGGUUCCAGAACCGGCGGGCCAAGUGGCGCAAGAGCGAAAAGACUACCGGUGGCGGACCGGGUGGCGGCGACCCCGACCAGGACGGGCAGGACGUGCUCUCCACCAGUACCGGGGCAGCGACGACCUGCCCACGUGCAGAGGGGACGGGCGACAGUGGGGUGCUGGGUGCUGAGGUGGGCCUGCUGGUGGAUGCGGCCGAUGCGACCGGCAGCAGCCGAAUGCUGGACGACGACGAGGACGACGAUGGCCUGGGACUUUCGGACGAGGUCCUGCACGGGAUGGGCGGGGGACUGAAGUCCCAGCACCAUUCUCAAGCGGUGGCCUCACUGAGCGGGUUGGGUAAAAGCCUAAACGAUGCGAUGUCGGGCGAACAGGCUGGACAUCACCUGCACCAUCAUCUACAGCAGCAGCAGCAGCAGCAGCAGCAUCACCAGCACCAUGUAGGACCUGGCGCGAGAACCUCACUGCUGGAUACGGUAGAUGUGGUGCUGCCGGGAAGUUCGAGCAGCUCGGGUCUUACCUUCGACGGAAGCUCCCUGCACGGUAUGACGCUCGGGCUGGCGGACGAUCCGAGCGGCCCUGGUGUCGUCAGCUCGUCCGGCUACAGUGUGGUGGAUGCGGAGCUGCCCCGCCUCACGAUUGGCUCGCUGUCGUCGCCGGGCCGACUGUCGCCCAACCUGUUCCUGAACCUCAACUUUGACCAUCUGAACUCGCUCGAUGGCAGCCGGUCGAGCAGUUUGACGUUCGAGUGGAACAGCUUUACCGGCGCCAGUACGACCACCUCGUCCGCGACGAAGCUCACACCCACCGGCACACCGUACACCACGACCUCCACCUCCGUCAGCAGCUCUGCCGACGGCUGCCUUGGGACGGUCAGUGCGGCCAGCCAGGAUAGUGGCGGCUGCUGCACGCUACACUCAAACGAUGGGCCCACGCAGUCGCUACAUCACCAUGCACAGCAGCAGCAGCAGCUUCAACAGCAUCAGCACCACCACCAUCACCACCAUCAGCAGCAGCAGCAUCCGAGCUCGGUGUACGAGGACGAGAUGAAGUUCCUGCACGUGGACCACUUCGGGGCGAUGGAGAGCUUCAAGCACGAGUCCCUCUUCAACCUCGAUCAAACGUUGCUGAGCGCGUCCGGACCACCGGGCGCCAACGAUCAACCGAUCACGCUGCUUCAGCAACCGUCCACACACCAUCAGCAGCUGGCAACGGCACACCAGCAGCACCAUCACCAUCAACAGCAGCAACAGCAGCAGGUACUGUGCGGCACACAUUCGGCGCAAAAGAGUUCGCUCCAACAGCAGCAGCAGCAGCAACAUCAUCAUCAUCACCACCAUCACCAUCAUCAUCAUCAGGCUGGGUCGGUGCAGCAUCAUCACCACGGCCACCACAGCCUCGGUGCGCUGGUGGACGAGCUAUCCGGUUUUCCGUCGCUCGCGGACCACCAUCAUGGUGGUGGGUCGGGGGAGGACGAACCGGCCAGCGGGCAACCACCGGGAACUGCUGCUACCUGCGGGGACGAUCCGCAGCGGAGCUCUCCGUCCGAGCUGCUCGAUCUCGAGCGUCCGAUUAACAUCCACAUUAACGUGGAGGACGGACUCGACACACUACACUCGGAUGACGGCAAGUUUUGACGGCAGGCCCCAUCCUCGACAAUCCGUAUGUCGAUGAUUGAAACGCCAUUUUACAGCUAGAUGCCAGUAGGAAGGGAACUGCACCUCCCGAAACCAAAAAAUAACAGUGCCAGAGCAGUGGUUGAGUGUGUGGGUGUGAAGGCUCAUUUCAGUGAAUCUCCAUCGGUCGGACUUCAGCAAGUUACCAAGCAACGACAGCGCACGCCACCGAUUCACAAACCCGUGUAGCGUGUAUGGGUUACGGUUUUUUCUGUUUUGUUUCUUUGUUAUCUAUUUAUUCUCCCGACGACACCCAUCAAGCGUUCUCCACCAAGUGCUCAAGCGUUACGUUUUUUUUUUGUUUUGCGUGUACGUCACGUAGGGAAAUUUUUGACCAUACUGUGCCAUGCUCGCUACACGUCAUCCAUUUGUGUGUAGUUGGAGUUGAAGGUUUGAGAUAAAAUAAAAAGAUUUAGACCGUGUUAGACGAACCUGUUUCACAA